AUGCUGCUCAAAAUAUGCCUACUCCUUUUUAGCGUGACAACAAUAGCCACAAAGGAUGCAGCGAGUGAAACAGUGGGACCCGUAUUCAUCUUUGGGGAUUCAAUAGUAGAUGUUGGCACAAACAACUAUCUCAAAAACUGCACCGCACAAGUCAAUCACCCAUAUUACGGGGUCGAUUAUCCACAUUCAAUAGCAACCGGAAGGUUCAGUAAUGGCUUAAACCCUGCCGAUACUGUCGUCGCACUUUUAGGUGGCUACAAAGAAAGUCCGCCGCCAUUUCUUGCACUCCUUGCACACAGUUCCAACCUUACGGGAGACUUACUUCAUGGGGUGAACUUUGCUUCCGGAGGUGCUGCCCUUGUUAAAGGAGUUAGGAAACAAGUUGUGGGGAAUGUGGUAUCGUUAGAAGAGCAAAUUCAGCAAUUUGCAACCGUUCAAGGAAACAUAACCACAUUACUAGGCAAGUCAAAAGGUCAACUUCUAAUUCAUGGUUCAAUGUACAUCAUUUGUGUUGGAAGCAAUGACAUCGUGAACUACGUAUUCUCCCAUCCUACAACUCCCGAGGUCUUCAUUGCCAACAUUACAGACAUCUACGCUAUUCAUCUAAAGAACUUAUAUAACCUAGGAGCAAGAAAGUUUGGAAUAAUGGGUGUUCCACCACUUGGAUGUUGUCCGAUUUCUCGUGCAUUUUCUGGUGGUGAUUGUGCAAAGGAACUUAACGAUGUGGCUAGUGCGUUCUACACAACAUUAGAAUCCCUUUUGAAAAACUUGAGCUCUACACUUGAAGGAUUCAAGUACUCACUUGGGAACUCAUACAAUAUGACUAUGAGUGUCAUUGAAAACCCCCCAACUGGGUUUAAAGAUGUUAAAACACCAUGUUGUGGGAAUCAACCAUUAGCAGGAAUAAAUGACUGCAAGGAAGGAGAGUAUCUUUGCCCAAAAAGGGAUGAUCACUUGUUUUGGGAUGCGUUUCAUCCAUCUGAGGCAGCCUCCAAACUGGCGGCUCGAGUGUUGGUUUUUGGUGAAGAUCCGAAUUUUGUGACUCCAAUCAAUUUUAGCAGUUUGAGAAAGGCUUGA
Molecule: messenger RNA, 1077 nt
Organism: Lactuca virosa
Lineage: Eukaryota; Viridiplantae; Streptophyta; Magnoliopsida; Asterales; Asteraceae
Source: the annotation of a GenBank genome assembly